AUGGCACCACUGCUUUUUGGCCACAACGUCGCCGGUGAUAGGCACGAGUUUGACCCGGAGCGAUGGAUAACCAAGUAUUCCUCUAGCCAGAGUGGACCUAACGGACAGCCGGGUAGUUCAAGGCUGGCAGAACGGCAUCCAGAGACGGGCAUCGACGUGCUGAUUGUUGGUGCCGGCAUGGGCGGUCUAAUGUCAGCGCUGGAAUGCUGGAGAAAGGGACACAACAUUGUUGGAAUCCUAGAGAGACAAAAUGGGCCUGUGUAUUCAGGGGACAUUAUUGUCAUUCAACCUUCUGCUGUGACGGUAUUCCGACACUGGCCAGACCUGAUGCGCGACAUGGAAGACGAGCAAAUUCAUGCCAGUAUCAAGUAUGUAAGACACAGCGGAGAACACAUAUACGGGCCUACUAUUCCAAAUUUUAAUGAAGCAGAAUAUGUCGCUUCCCGCAAAGGCCCUACCGUCGCAGCGGCUCAAAUUCGACAAAAGUUCUACCGCAUGUUACUCCGCCAGGUUGCCAAAUUGGGAUUAAAAGUCAGUUAUGGGAAACAAGUCGCUCGAUACUUUGAGAAUAACAUCUCUAACAAAGGAGGUGUUGUGCUCGAAAAUGGAGAUAUUCACGUUGCCGAUGUGGUUGUUGCCGCAGACGGGUUGAGGUCGAGGUCUGAAUUACUUGUCUGUGGAGGAGAGGUUAAACCUCCGAAGUCUAGCGGCAUGUCUAUAUAUCGAGUAUCGUUUCCACGAGAGAUGGCUAUGAAGAAUGACUUGGUUCGGAAGAAAUGGGGCGAUUCACCUUCAAUGUGGGAAUAUUGGCUUGGUCCCGGAAUGUAUAUUGGGAUCUGGGUCUCGGACGAGAUUGUUGGAUGGGGAUUUACUCCUCGAGAUACUGUUGGAGCACCAACGGAGACUUGGGAGCCAGAUACCGAUGCAGAAGAAGUUGUGAAGACUCUGCUUAGGGUUCCUGGAUGGGACCCUGCUAUUUCAGCCCUCAUUCGCAGCUCACCAAAAAAGGGCGUCGUCCACUGGCCAUUACUUUGGCGUGAUUUGCGCCAGGAAUGGACAUCGCCUGGAGGUCGUGUGGUGCAAGUUGGCGAUAGCGCUCACAGCUUCACCCCUACGUCCGGCAACGGGGCCACACAGGCUCUUGAGGAUGCUAUUACUUUGGCUACAUGUUUGCAAUUGGGAGGUUCAUCUCGCGCUGUGCCAAUGGCGACCAAGAUCCACAACCUGCUUCGUUAUCAGCGAGUAUCCUGCGCCCAGAAAAUGACGUUCGUGAAUUCCCAGCUCAAGACCGAGACAGACUGGGAUGCUAUCUUGAAGGAUCCCGUCAAGAUUAAAACCCGCUUUCCGAAGUGGGUUUUCAACCAUGACCCCGAACAGUACGCCUAUGAGAAGUAUGGUCAAGCUUUCGCUAAUAUCGUGGCCGGGGCCCCGUUCGAGAAUACGAACUUCCCGCCUGGUCAUACGUUUGUGCCAUGGACGAUUAACGAAGUGUACAAGGAGAUGGGGAAUGGUAGGCGCGUUGAAGAUUUACUAGAUGGGGAUUGGUCUUAG
Messenger RNA from Metarhizium robertsii ARSEF 23, 1551 nucleotides. RefSeq names its product Aromatic-ring hydroxylase-like protein. The record is from RefSeq and is a predicted model, not a curated record. Gene Ontology annotation, biological process: secondary metabolite biosynthetic process. The transcript is spliced from 2 exons. Gene Ontology annotation, molecular function: monooxygenase activity; FAD binding. NCBI's taxonomy places the organism in Eukaryota, Fungi, Ascomycota, Sordariomycetes, Hypocreales, Clavicipitaceae. Bases 1 to 1551 code for a protein of 516 amino acids.